AAUAUUCGUAGAAAAUUGCUGUAAAUGUCCACGUUUAAGUUUACGGAAAGCCAUUUCAACUGUCGGAAACGCGCUCACAAUGCAGAGCUUCAAACAAACUACGAGACUCCGGUUCCAGCUCCCGAAUGGGAUCGCAUUCCAACUGCAGACUUUGAUACUUUCGAUGGAUUGUCGAACUUGAAUGCGCCUCUGGACAAUCUAUCCCUGCAGGAGCGUCAUCGCACCAAGCUGACCAACCGUAAAAAAGUGUUGGCCUAUCAGAGUAGCCACCACCAGCGCCUCGCUGAACUUUUGGCCUCGCAGCAGGCUGCUGGCAAAUGUGAUACAUCCGAAGCUUAGCCCCAUCGGAGGCACCUUUGUCCGUGUCCCAGGGUGUCUCUUGUGAUAGCGUAUAAGUGUCUCCACAUGGCACGAGGCUGCCGACAUUGAUUGAUGGUCGACAUGAGACUCUUCCAAGGACCAAGCUAUGACGGAUAGUGCGAUUCGUUGGACUAGCAUCUCUACUGUAAUAAUAUCAACAAUUACCAACACAAAAAUACACAAAAUGUAACAAAAUACAAACAAAUUUCAGUGCGCUUCAAUAAAAGUGGCUGCUGUG
Molecule: messenger RNA, 598 nt
Organism: Drosophila persimilis
Lineage: Eukaryota; Metazoa; Arthropoda; Insecta; Diptera; Drosophilidae
Exons: 3
Coding region: 25-339 (104 amino acids)
Source: RefSeq, a predicted model, not a curated record